AGCUCCGCAGAAACGCAUGGGCUCCCUCGCAUGGUCUCUUUUGAGUGACUUCGUUGAAAAUGUUACGGUUUGGGAUCAGAGCGCGUCCCCGGAAGAUGGCCUCCCUGGAAGGGUUAGGCAGCGGCCCCGAGGGCAGACUGAAACGUCUGAGGAAGAUAGUGACAGGAUUAGUGCGACACGAGAGACUUGAGAUGCCGCACGGUACGGCUGACGAGGCGAGGGGAUAUGCCGAGCGGCUCAUCCAGAUUGCCAUGAAACAUGGGGACCAGCAUCCACCAACCAUGGAGAUGGCCAACUACUGGCUGCUGGAAAAGGAUCUGAUCCACAAGCUGUUCAAGGUGCUAGUACCGAGGUUCCAGAACAGCCCAUACACCUUCACAUACAUGUGGAACCUUCCGACCAAGUAUCCCAGCCCAGGUGGUGCCAUGGCCAUUCUUGAACUAAAAGGUAACCCAUGGCCCCCAGUCAAGCCAAGGCAGCGAGAAACUCGGUACAUGUUGUCUAAUGUCCUCUUGGAUGCUGCAAGACAUGACUAUCACAGACAGAAGGAGAUGGAGCAGAGCCUGGAGACAAGGCAGUCACAUGACCAGGGGGAGACAACUGCAGCUGAACAGGAAGUGACAUCACAGGAUGAUGCUGUUGCUUUCAGUGGAGUCAAGAGCACUGGAGGUUGUGAGACACAAGACAUUCAGGGUGUGACUUCACAAUCAAAGGGCACCGACCUCAAACCAGCAUGAAUGAUCUACACACUGUUGUAGAGUUUAAAUGUCAUCAAGAUUUGUGUUAGGGAUUUAUCUGAACUCCUCACGCUGACAUUUGGACGAAGUUUGCAGGAAAUGUCAGCAUUUAUUCCCAAGAUGGAAUAAAACAUUUCAGGCCUUGAUGUUAUAACAAUGUCAUGGCUUAACAGUUGUAAGUAUUUUACUUAUAACACAACUAAUACUGAAGAUAUGUAUUCCCUGCCUGAUUUUGCAUUAUUGCAUUUUGGGCAGUAUUGUAAUGCCUCAGAAUUUAGUAAAAUACAAACUGAAAAUAGUCCCUGUUUUGAACAACAUACUGCAUUUGAACAAUUUGCCCUCUUUGGGCACAGUGCCACUUAAUUUUGAAUCCAAGGUUACUUUUGUGUGCUAUCUAUGCAUGACACUUGUAUAUGUGAUGAGGAAUAAAAGAAUGUGUGUGUGUAACGA
Molecule: messenger RNA, 1187 nt
Organism: Haliotis rubra (blacklip abalone)
Lineage: Eukaryota; Metazoa; Mollusca; Gastropoda; Lepetellida; Haliotidae
Product: 39S ribosomal protein L17, mitochondrial-like
Exons: 4
Coding region: 60-737 (225 amino acids)
Biological process (GO): translation
Cellular component (GO): ribosome; mitochondrial large ribosomal subunit
Molecular function (GO): structural constituent of ribosome
Source: RefSeq, a predicted model, not a curated record